CACACGUUUUUCUGGCGGUGCCCUUUCCUAGUUGUUUAUAAAGCACCACCUCAUACAGGAUCUCUCACUUUCGCAUUCCUCAGAAUUCCCGAGAUAGAGAAUAAGAAGAAUGGCAGAAACAUGCGACUUUCUUGCAACAAAGAGGUAUGCAGUGGUGACAGGAGCAAACAAGGGAAUUGGAUUGGAAAUAUGUAGGCAGUUGGCUUCAAAAGGAGUCAUGGUGGUGUUGACUGCCAGGGACGAGAACAGGGGCCUUGAAGCUGUUGAGAAGUUGAAGGAGUCUGGUGUGUCUGAUAAUGUGGUUUUCCACCAGCUUGAUGUGACAGACCCUGUUAGCAUUGCUUCACUCGCAGAUUUCAUCGGGACCCAAUUCGGAAAACUUGAUAUCUUGGUCAACAAUGCAGCGAUUGCUGGAGUCAUUAUGAACUAUGACAGUUUCGCCAGAGCUGUUGAACGUUUUGGGGAUUGGCCAGCUGGGGAUCAAGUCUGGAAAGAGAUUAUUACUUCACAAACUUAUGAGCUUGCAGAAGAGUGCCUGAAAACGAACUAUUAUGGUAUGAAAAGAAUGGUUGAGGCACUUGCUCCUUUCCUCCAGCUAUCUGAUUCCGUAAGGAUUGUAAACGUUACCUCAUAUCUCGGAGUACUGCAGCUUAUGUCCAAUGAAUGGGUCAAGGGAGUGUUGAACGAUGUCGAAAGCCUCACAGAAGAAAGAGUUGAAGAAGUUUUGAACGAGUUUCUAAAAGAUUUCAAAGAGGGAAGGAUGAAAUCCAAUGGUUGGCCAACUUAUAUCGGACUAACUGCUUAUUCUGUCUCAAAAGCAGCUCUGAACGCAUACACAAGGGUGCUGGCCAAGAAGUACCCUAGUUUCUGGGUCAGUUGUGUUGCCCCAGGCUUUGCCAAAACGGAUAUAACUGGCGGUACUGGCUACUUAACUGCUGCAGAAGGAGCGCAGAAUGUAGUGAGAUUGGCGUUGCUGCCUACUGCUAGGUCUUCAGGGCUUUUCUUCAAUCGUCAAGAAGUUUCAGAUUUUUGAAGGAAAAUGAUCCAUUAUGACUUUGGUGAGGAUAAAAACAACACUUCGCCAUGUGCCACUUUCACGGUGCUUCUUUUCUAUAUUUGCACAAUAAAAAUGAAGAAAAAAUUAUCUA
Molecule: messenger RNA, 1148 nt
Organism: Theobroma umbraticum
Lineage: Eukaryota; Viridiplantae; Streptophyta; Magnoliopsida; Malvales; Malvaceae
Product: short-chain dehydrogenase/reductase 1-like
Cellular component (GO): membrane
Molecular function (GO): oxidoreductase activity, acting on the CH-OH group of donors, NAD or NADP as acceptor
Source: RefSeq, a predicted model, not a curated record